AUGGCCAAUGUAUUAAGCAAGAAAUUCCUUCUUUCUUUCCUCCUCAUUUGCUUGGUGUUGUCCCCACCACAAGCUAGGGCGGUGAUAACAUGUGACACGGUAUUCAACGACUUGAAACCGUGCCUUAAUUACGUGUUAGUUGGUGGAAAUGUGCCCACAGAAUGUUGCAACGGGCUUAAAUCUCUUAUUGCUAAUGCAAUUACCACCGCAGAUCGCCAGAGCACAUGCUCGUGCCUGAAGAGUCUCGCCACGACCGCGACGGAUGAACAAGUUGAUCGUGCCGCUAGUCUCCCCGGAAAAUGUGGUGUCAAAGUUCCUUUCAAGAUUAGCCGUGAUGUUGAUUGCACAAAGGUGAAAUGA
Solanum pennellii is the source of this 360-nucleotide messenger RNA. Its product is annotated as non-specific lipid-transfer protein 1-like. Gene Ontology annotation, cellular component: membrane. The record is from RefSeq and is a predicted model, not a curated record. Gene Ontology annotation, biological process: lipid transport. The transcript has a single exon. Bases 1 to 360 code for a protein of 119 amino acids. Gene Ontology annotation, molecular function: lipid binding. Lineage: Eukaryota; Viridiplantae; Streptophyta; Magnoliopsida; Solanales; Solanaceae.